Molecule: messenger RNA, 1587 nt
Organism: Prorocentrum cordatum
Lineage: Eukaryota; Dinophyceae; Prorocentrales; Prorocentraceae
Source: the annotation of a GenBank genome assembly
AUGUAUGCUUACGCCGCUCCUUCUUACUCUACGAUCCUUUUUGGCCACUCCAUUGCUGGAGUCAUGUUUUUGUGCGUUGUCUUUACGCUGGUCGUCAUCAGCCUCGUACCGCUGGUCUUCCCGAGCGAGUUCCGCAAGCUUAUCUCAUCGGACGAGGGUUAUUUCGCUGAGUUGUACGACGGCGUGAUGGUAUUAUUCACCCUGGAGUAUCUCCUAAAGCUGUUUUGCGCCCCUUUCUGCAGAAGCUUACUGCGAGAUGAGCGCAUGCUACUGAAAGUCGUCGUUCCUCAGUACAGUCCAAACGCUCCUGUACCAGAGGAGAAUAUGAGCCAUCGAUUGGUGGCGUUCGUUGCGGACCCUUCGCAAAUUAUCGAUCUCUUUGCUGUUAUUCCUUUCUGGCUAUGGAAGGCCCAUUCUGUCAUUCAAUUCAACCUCAACCUCACCGUAUUUCGCAUGCUGCGGUUAACGAGAGUAUUCCGUGUGAUCAAACUUAUCAAUUUCAGCGCAGAGGCACAUAUGAUUGGAAGCACACUCGCUCGCAGCGGCAGAGAGUUACUUGUAAUAGUUGUGUAUUUGUUGGUGAUGUCCUUGAUCGUGGCUGGCUUGAUCUACCAGUUCGAGGUCAUGGAGAGCCACCACCGCCGGCCCCCACACGACGAUGAGGACAUGAUAGACGAGAACGUGCGUCUCCUCAGCUGGGCGGCGGCGCUGCUGACCAACACACAGGACAGCUUGGCGUUGGCCGGCCACUACCCAACGCUGUUGGCGGGCCAGCUUAUCGUUCGCUGCGUUGGGCUGGUCAAGUGCUUCGUGUUCUUGUUGCCAUUGGGGGCCAUGUCUGCGCAGUAUAAGGCCCUUUGGGAAGACCACAUGGAGACGAGAAAGUUGAAACGAAGCGUCAAGCGAGACGAACGCACGUCUGUAGACUCCGACUGGAUGCUGGAUGCUGACCAGCCUUGGGGCCGCGUCGAGGUCGUCGGACACGACCAGGACGGCAUUGUGGGCGCAGGCUAUUUCAACGUGCCUCUGCUGCAGGCCACGCCUGUCGAGGCGACGCUGUGCAAGGUGCAGGUUCGAGGCCGUGGUCUGCUGGACCACCCCUGGAAGUGGCCGCGGACGCGCCCCGAAGUGCAGCUGAUCGUCCAAUGGAGGCCUGCAGUGUCCGCCGCGGCCCUCCUGAGCGGCGAGCUUGGCAUCACGCUGCUGCAGGGCUUCGGCUUCCCUGCGUCGCGCAGCGGGAAGUGGCGCUGCCUGCUGCACCUGCCCACUGGACUGUGCAGCGACGGCACCGGGAGGGCCAUGGAGACUUGGGAGACUGACUGGAGCUUCGGCAGCGGCCGCGCACCCGUGUGGAGACCCCGCGGCCAUGGCACGGAGACGGGCGGCGCGGGGGCGUGCGGCUGCACCCGCAGCUUCGUCGUCGAGUGGAGGGCGCGCGAGAAGGAACAGGACGAGCGGGACGUGCGGUGCGCGGCCGUGCCCGACCAGGCGGCGCUGAAGCAGCAGCUGCUUGGGCAGCUGCAGCAGCAGACCAGGCGCCUGUCGGCGCUGCAGCGCCGGAGAUCGUGCGUUCGGGCGCGCACCUGA